GUGAGGUUACGAAGAUGGUGGAAGUUUCUUCUUCCUUGAAGUGAAACCCCGUCUGAAACCUAAACAUCCUGCUGACCGAGGGCUGGGAGUUCACUGCAGCGUUACCAGCUUGGUUUUACAGCCUCCCUUGGGAUCUGGGCCUUCAUCCCAGCCCUAUGUCAUGGCCAGUGGAGUCACCAAGUCGGGCACUUCCAAUGGUUACCCUAUGAAGGCACAGCUGCAAAUCAUUGUGCUAUCAGCCAAACUGAAAGAGAACAAGAAAAACUGGUUUGGUCCCAGUCCUUAUGUUGAAGUGACAGUCGAAGGCCAGUCCAAGAAAACAGAGAAAUGCAACAACACCCACAGCCCCAAAUGGAAGCAGCCGCUCACUGUGAUUGUGACUCCAUUCAGCAAACUAUCGUUUCGCGUGUGGAGCCACCAGACCCUGAAGUCAGACGUGUUGCUAGGCAUGGCCACGCUGGACAUCAGUGACACGCUCAAAUCUAACGACAUGAAAAUCUCAGAGGUGGUGCAGACCUUACAGCUGUGUGCAGACAGAGACCAGUCAGAUGUGGUGGGAGACCUGUCUGUCUGCCUGGAUGGCAUGACUGUUGACCCCGAGAUGUUCGCCAUGGCCAAGGCUGACCAUCAGACAUCUUCAAGCAAUGGCUCUGCACCAGCUGAUGGCAGUGAUGGUCAGUCGGGUUCUGACACACCAGUACGAACACCGGCCUCAGGACCCUCAUCAACCCCAGACUCAAGUCCAUCGGGAGGCUCAGACAGGAACUCCACACCGGCCUCGAGCUCUGGAGCUGCAACAACCAGACAGCCAACCAUCAAUCCUGUGCUCACUCCCAGGGUCCCCGCUGUCAAUGCUGGCCCAUUGCCCCUUGGGUGGGAACAGAGGGUGGAUCAGAAUGGCAGGGUGUAUUUUGUCGAUCACGUGGAGAAGAGAACAACGUGGGAACGACCUGAACCAUUGCCCCCUGGCUGGGAGCGUCGCGUCGACCAGAUGGGACGUGUCUACUUUGUUGACCACAUCACACGAACCACCACGUGGCAGCGCCCAACAAUGGAGACGGUGCGUAACUACGAGCAAUGGCAGCACCAGCGCAGCCAGCUGCAGGGCGCCAUGCAGCAGUUCAACCAGAGGUUCAUAUUUGGGCUACAAGACCAGGUCUCAGCCACUCAAAAUAAGGAGUUCGAUCCUCUGGGGUCUCUGCCACACGGAUGGGAGAAAAGAACAGACACCAAUGGCAGAGUUUAUUUUGUACAUCACCCUACCCGGUCAACACAGUGGGAGGACCCACGAACACAGGGGUUGCUCAAUGAGAAGCCACUUCCAGAAGGCUGGGAGAUGAGGUUCACAGUAGAUGGUAUUCCGUACUUCGUAGACCACAACAGGAGAACCACCACCUACAUCGACCCUCGCACUGGAAAGUCCUCACUUGAAAACGGACCUCAGAUCACCUAUGUUCGAGACUUCAAAGCCAAAGUACAGUACUUCAGAUUCUGGUGCCAGCAACUGUCAAUGCCUCAACACAUCAAGAUCUCCGUAUCCAGAAAAACCCUGUUUGAGGACUCCUUCCAGCAGAUAAUGAGCUUCAAUGCUCAGGAUUUGCGAAGGAGGCUAUGGAUCAUCUUCCCUGGAGAAGAGGGCCUUGAUUACGGAGGCGUCGCCAGGGAGUGGUUCUUCCUGUUGUCCCAUGAGGUCUUGAACCCCAUGUACUGCCUGUUUGAAUAUGCCGGUAAAGAUAACUACUGUCUCCAGAUCAACCCCGCCUCCUACAUCAAUCCUGACCACCUCAAGUAUUUCAGGUUCAUAGGACGCUUCAUUGCCAUGGCUCUUUUCCAUGGAAAGUUCAUAGACACUGGUUUCUCGCUGCCAUUUUACAAGCACAUCCUAAACAAGCCGUUAGCCCUCAAGGACCUGGAGUCAAUAGACCCUGAGUUUUACAACUCCCUCAUGUGGAUUAAGGAUAACAACAUCGAGGAGUGCGGCCUGGAGAUGUUCUUCUCUGUUGACAAAGAGAUCCUGGGGGAAAUCAGCACCCAUGAGCUGAAACCAGGGGGAGGAGACAUCCAAGUCACUGAGGAGAACAAGGAAGAGUACAUUAGGCUGGUAGCAGAGUGGAGGCUGUCCAGGGGAGUGGAAGAGCAGACGCAGGCUUUCUUUGACGGCUUCAACGAGGUCCUCCCUCAGCAGUACCUGCAGUACUUUGAUGCCAAAGAGCUGGAGGUAAUGCUGUGUGGUAUGCAGGAGAUUGACCUUUCAGACUGGCAAAGAAACACCAUCUACAGACACUAUGCUCGCAGCAGCAAACAGAUCGUCUGGUUCUGGCAGUUCAUAAAGGAGAUGGACAAUGAGAAGAGGAUGAGGCUGCUACAGUUUGUCACCGGUACCUGCCGCCUGCCUGUAGGAGGCUUCGCUGACCUCAUGGGAAGCAAUGGUCCUCAAAAGUUCUGUAUUGAGAAGGUGGGAAAAGAAAACUGGCUUCCCAGAAGUCACACGUGUUUUAACAGACUGGACUUGCCGCCCUACAAGAGCUACGAGCAACUAAAGGAGAAGCUGAUGUUUGCCAUCGAGGAGACAGAAGGCUUUGGACAGGAGUGAAAGAAACCCGGAGAAGUUUAAUAGUGGGUGCAGGAGUCUGAAGGAAUAAAGACCACCAGUGUUCAAAUCAGGGAGCCUCUUCAGAGUAGGGGGGUGUUUUGUGUGUUUGUGCUUAAGCAUUCGAGCACCUGUAUGGUACUUCUAUGGGUGCAUGUGUGAGACUGCAUGUUGUUGCAAAGGAGCAGGGAUUUGGGACCCGGCGUCUACCGGCGCACACCGUGCUCGCAGCAGGCCUCUCAAUGCCUGAUUUGCUGUGUGAAAUUUUGUAUUCUUUUCAACCAAAACACAGAAGCUGAACUUGUCUCUCAGAAUGUUCACCAAAUUAUGCAUGGGAUCCCGAAAAACUCACCCUCAAUGGCAUCCGUUUAAUGGGACUGCAGUAGUUUAUCUUCCCCACGUGUGAUCAUGUAAUGGCAUGCAUCAGGGUGGUCUCGGGGCUACAGUCAAAAUCUCAUAACCAGAAAGUUGAACUGUCUUAACUAAAGACCUCAACCGGAUUUCUUCUUUUCAAGUUGCUCUGCACUAAAGCAUCAGCUAAAUGACAAAGCGUUAAAUUUUAAGGCAAGAUUGUGGGGGUGCGCUUAAUUUUAAAAAUGGAUUAUGUUUCACCAAAAAGCAAACUUUGUUGUUGUAAUUUUUUUUGUGUUAGGAAGAGUUUGGCCCACUUUGAGCAUCAUCCCCGUCAUUGUCAUUUCCCAUCGUCCCCUUAAAUCUUUCUUUCUGCAUCUCUCGUGACUAAAUUAGACCUUUUUGACUAGUAAUGUGAUUUAAUAAGAUAAUAGCUUUGACUUUGUGAAUUUAUAAAAAGGAGUGCUCCCGAUUAACAGUUAAAUUACAGACAGUGCUUCAAAGAUUUGGUAGACAUGUCUAAUCAAAGUGUCAAGAGGGAAACAGCUUUGUGUUCCGGGUUCUAUAGUAUUUGAUCUGUGAAUGACUUAAUGAUUGUGAAAAGUGUUGUAACCUCCAUUAUUUAAAGUGGUGGAAAAUGUGGAAGACUAAAGCAGAGCUUGCUAAACUGACCCUAGUUUUAUAGGGCCAGUACUGUAGUGUACUGGAUGGGACGUCUUAGAUUAGACUAUUCUGGGAGAAUCUUAUAGAUUAAUCAUUUUAAUAUCAGCUUCAGACACGUUACACCUUCCCUCUGUUAAUUUGUGGGGCGGUCUUGUUGAAAGCGAGAUCCUGACGGAAUCUGAGGAGGAGGAGGAGGAGGAACGUAUUUUAAGAUAGUGUGUGUAUUCAGUACUCAAGAUGUACUUGACUUGAUGUGUCAGAACAUUGAAACCUCAAAAACACAAGUGAAAAAACAACAAAUUCAAUUUGGAAAAUUCUGAAAGAGAACUUGGUGUAGAUCUUCAUACGUAUGUAGCAUAUGAAAGUUAGUGAUAGAGCUGUUACCCUAUUUAAAUCUUUUCCUGCCCCAUAGCAAACCACAAAAUGAAUAGGAAAAAUGAUUUGUUUUAUGAAUUCAAACAGCCCAAUCGAAAAGCUGCAGUGGGGUAUUUAAGUCUUUUUUUCUUCCGUUUUAGACUUGAAGGAACAUUUUACCUCUGUGUAUUUUCGCUUCGUAACAGUCAGAAUUCCUCUUGUUAUUUGCAAGAUACUGGUUCAAAAUUCAUUUCUGACACGUGAAAUAGUUCAUGUGGUUUAUGCUUUCAUUUUUGAAGAUGUGUUAAAGAUAUGAUUUUAGUCAAAGAUUAUGUUGAUAAUGUUGAUUAUGGAUCCCAAGAAUAGCCGAUUUUGGCAGAUUUCUGUUCACUGAUUACAGAUGUGUGAGUGCACGAAGAAGACCUCCGAAUGCUAUAUUGCGGAAUCCAACCCUGAGUGUGUACAUAAACAGUCUUUGUAACUGCAAAUAUACGUUUGGUUCGGUUUGGUCCGGCUGAAGUUGCACAGCACCUGAACAGCAGUAACAGAUGAUUCAUCUCAUUUAUCUAUAUGAAAUAAAACACCAGGUAGUGUGGUUGCCCAUUUUGGAGUGUCCCUUUGAAUUAUUUAUUAAACACACCAAAAGCGGAGGCUUGGCUACUGAGGAACAUUGGAUUCAGGUGUUGUUGGUCUGACAAAGCACAGCACUUUUUAAAAAUUUCCCUCCCCUUUUUCUCGCAGCAUGCGGGGCCUCCGGUCUCGCUUAGUAACUCUAGGCUCUUUUUUUUUCCACGUGUGGUGAGGUGGCCCCUGGUGUUUUGUCAAGGGCCUUCAGGUAGCCUUAUUUCCACCCUCGGGCAUCAGGUAUCCUUUUUAGCAACUCGAUGCCGGCAGAGAUGAUCGACCUUUGAUGAUCGGCUGUAUGGUCAAAUUAAUUCUCUGGACUCUGGCUCUGGUUAGUACUUCUUGACCCUGCUGUGGAGAAGUAGACCGACCAAGCAAAGUUUGAAGUUUUGAAGUUCUUAUGAAGAAACUGCACCAAGCUAUGAGACUUGAGCUGAUGACACAUGGCCAGUUUCGUGGCUAAGUGUGUCGUCAGCUGGAAUAAAAAAAAUACUGAGACAAAGUCAGUGUAAUAUAACGAAUGUAACAUGAUGAAUAGUUGAUUGGAAAAGUUGCCUACUUACAUUUUUGCCUCAGAUUGUUACCACUAAUGCGGAGUGUCCUUUUAAUCUUGUUCAGAGUCAAUCACACAAUAAAAUCCCGGGUACAUAGUAGUUAAUAUAAUAUGUUAUGUAAAUAUAACAAUUCACCACUCUUUUUGUUUGAUCGUUCUCCAGAAUCCUCCAUGAACAACUAAACCACUGUCACUCUCCUGUAUAUGAAAACAAGUUGUAAAUGGUGUCAAUAACAAAUUUUCUUUUGUAAAAGAAUGGUUUUAAUAAGAGGUUUAUGGUAACACUAUAUUUUCUUUUCCCUGUUUAAUUUCUGAUGUACAUGAAAGAUGUGUAAUAUAGAAAUUGUCACCUUAAUAAAUGAAAUCA
Xiphias gladius (swordfish) is the source of this 5502-nucleotide messenger RNA. It is a transcript of the gene itchb, whose product is annotated as itchy E3 ubiquitin protein ligase b. NCBI's taxonomy places the organism in Eukaryota, Metazoa, Chordata, Actinopteri, Istiophoriformes, Xiphiidae. The record is from RefSeq and is a predicted model, not a curated record. Gene Ontology annotation, molecular function: ubiquitin protein ligase activity; protein binding. The coding region runs from base 161 to 2593 and encodes 810 amino acids. The transcript has 22 exons. Gene Ontology annotation, biological process: ubiquitin-dependent protein catabolic process; protein K29-linked ubiquitination; protein K48-linked ubiquitination.